Merops nubicus (carmine bee-eater) is the source of this 1125-nucleotide messenger RNA. RefSeq names its product glutamate-rich 1 (gene ERICH1). The transcript has 6 exons. NCBI's taxonomy places the organism in Eukaryota, Metazoa, Chordata, Aves, Coraciiformes, Meropidae. Bases 1 to 1125 code for a protein of 374 amino acids. The record is from RefSeq and is a predicted model, not a curated record.
AUGUAUAAACUAGUAAGAGCUCAAAAAAAGUCUAAAACAUUCUCCCUCAUAGUCAUUUAUAUGAUAAUUGAAGUAUAUCACCCAGGUACAUGUGGAGAUAAAGUUUGUCCAUCAAAGACUUGUGGUUCAAAGAUUUCCCAGCUCAAUGAAGUGUUCAUAAGGAAAGUACUGAAACGACUCUACCCUGAAACUUCAUCCUCUUUUGCACAUACCUCAAGUAGAGGAGAGGAGGUGGUUCUUGGAAAUCUGGGCUCAAAAUCCAAAGAGAAGAAUUCGGAUAAUGUUCAGACUUCAUCAGCAGAUGCUAGCACAUCAACCGACACACCCUGCGAGUCAUUGCAAGGUAGUGACAAUACAAUUCUGUCUCCAAGGAGAAAGUACACAGUGACUCUUCCUCCGGAGGGUUACGUUGCAGUAGCUCCAGAUGCUAUUAGUAUUUCAGUUUCUGAAAACUCAGACUGUGGUGGUGACUCAACAGAGGAGGAAUAUCAAGGACAAACCAAGAGAAAGCGCAUUCGAAGGAGGAAACAAAAGAGCAAUUUGCAAAACUCUAACAAUUUACAUGGAGAACAAACAGAAUCUGGAAUGCAAGAGACUCUUGUUCAAGAUAAUCUACAGCUGCAGCGGAUAGACAGUCCCAAAAUAAGCAAAAACAAAAAGAGGAAAUUGAAAAAGAAGCGACAGAAAGAAAAAAUGAGAGCAGCUGGCUUGGUAACAAAAAGUACCGGUGUGGAUUUUACAUAUCAGCCUGAUGCCAACAGCAGAGAAGCAGCAGCACGCUUGAAAGACAUAGAUGAAAAGGCAGAUAGCAUUCUGGACUUCCUGCAGGCAACACAACAAAUUUAUUUUGCUGACAAUAAAUCAACAGGCACGGAUUCUGCUGCAAACCCAGCAACUGCCCAAGAGCUUUUACGGUCUCUUGAAUCUCGCACCAUCUCUUCCUCAGAUGUAACUCUUCUGCAUCAGCUGAAGUCCCUUGUUUUACUACAGGAUAUUGAGAGACUGAAGGAUGCUUUGAAACAAUUCCAAGAACACUCCAUGAUGCCUCCUGAUCAUACCAAGAUUGUCACGUCUCUGUUUCACUACUGGAUUACAGAUAUCCUUCCUGUGAAGAACAGGAGAUAA